GACCUGGAGCUUGCCACCCCAGUGGGAUCAGGACAUCAGGAGGGGAGCUCAGCUCACCCCUUCUCUGCACCAGUGGGAGGUGGGCACGAGCUCCCCCCCCCUCUCCCGUGUGCUGCCUGAGCCUCACUCCUCAGGCAGAGAGGGUACUGAAGAAGACUACAGGAUUUGGGGUCUGCCUCAUCCCUUGUCAUCAGGAGUCUGUUUUUUCUGAGUGACUUGCCAGCUCUCCCUGCCUGGCCAGCCUCACAGUGGCUCUGAAAGCAACCGGAGAGGCAGCUGAGGGAUCCUGGCUGAACCGAAGUCCAGCCUCUUGCUUCCCACUGCUACACCAUGAAAAUCCUGCUUAGUGACGUUCUGCUGCUGAGCCUGCUCUCCAGCGUGUUCAGCAGCUGUCCCAGGGACUGUCUCACCUGCCAGGAGAAGCUCCGCCCAGACCCUGGCAGCUUCGACUUGAAGGCAUGCAUCCUCCAGUGUGAAGGAAAGGUCUUACUCCGUCCUCUCUGGACUGCAUGUGCCAAAGUCAUGGCCGGUGACCCUGGGCAGCUCAACCCUGCUGACCCAGAGCUCGUGACAGCUGCUCUUUACCAGCCAAAAGCUUCGGAGAUGCAGCAUCUGAAGCGAAUGCCCCGGGUCAGGAGCUUGGCGCAAGCGGCAGAUACGGAGCCUGGCACUGAUGAUGCCGACGAGGUGGAACAGAAGCAGUUGCAGAAGAGGUUUGGGGGCUUCACUGGGGCCCGGAAGUCGGCCCGGAAGUUGGCCAACCAGAAGCGGUUCAGUGAGUUUAUGAGGCAGUACCUGGUCCUGAGCAUGCAAUCAAGUCAGCGCCGGCGCACUCUGCACCAGAAUGGCAUCCAGGUGACCCCCCGAACAGCAUGUGUCCACACUCAGAAGUGCCGGCCAGGAGUCAGGAUUCCUUCUUCCCUGAGGCAUUGAGUACCCACAGCAACCCCCUGCCCGGUUGUUGUCCCCUCCCCAUGGCAUGUUUCACCACAACCUUGUUGCUACAUCAGAGUGUAUUUUUGUAACUCCUCCAGCUAACAUUUCCACGGCCCUUCCUCUCCCUCACCUUCCGCCCUCUUCCAGGGCCAGGGGAGAGGAAUGUGAAAUCAGACCCGGGGUCUUGCCUUGUCACUGCCAUAACCUGUUUCUAAAAGAUCUGUUCUUUUUUGACCGAUCGUUUGAAACAACUCUCUCCAUUAAACUUCUACUGAGC
This is a messenger RNA of Microtus oregoni (creeping vole), 1213 nucleotides long. RefSeq names its product prepronociceptin (gene Pnoc). Gene Ontology annotation, molecular function: opioid receptor binding. The transcript has 4 exons. Gene Ontology annotation, biological process: sensory perception; chemical synaptic transmission; neuropeptide signaling pathway. Lineage: Eukaryota; Metazoa; Chordata; Mammalia; Rodentia; Cricetidae. The coding region runs from base 331 to 933 and encodes 200 amino acids. The record is from RefSeq and is a predicted model, not a curated record. Gene Ontology annotation, cellular component: axon terminus; dendrite; plasma membrane.